This is a messenger RNA of Pelodiscus sinensis (Chinese soft-shelled turtle), 706 nucleotides long. Its product is annotated as C-C motif chemokine 3-like. The record is from RefSeq and is a predicted model, not a curated record. Lineage: Eukaryota; Metazoa; Chordata; Testudines; Trionychidae. Gene Ontology annotation, molecular function: chemokine activity; CCR chemokine receptor binding. Gene Ontology annotation, biological process: antimicrobial humoral immune response mediated by antimicrobial peptide; positive regulation of cell migration; chemokine-mediated signaling pathway. Gene Ontology annotation, cellular component: extracellular region.
GAGGAGCACUUGCAAGCCUUCCAGCUCUCGUCCUGCUGCUGCGCGCAUCCCCUCCCGGCAGAAACAUGAAGGCUUGUGUGGCUGCCUUUGCUGUUCUCUUCAUCGCUGCCCUCUGCUCCCAGGCAUACUGCCAGCUUGACGGUGUCAACACCCCAACCUCCUGCUGCUUCAACUACGUGGCCAAGCCUAUCCCGCGGGCCCUGGUGGUGAAGUAUCGGCACACCAGUAGCAAGUGCUCCAUGCCGGCAGUGAUCUUUACCACUAAAAAAGGCCGGGAAGUCUGUUCGAACCCCACCGCAACCUGGGUCCAGGAGCUCAUCAAGCAUGUGAAACAAAACUGACAAGCCCCGAUGGCGACUGCCUCAGAAGCCGUCGGAGGCCACGUGUAUUUUAUAUAUUAUUGGUGAUGUUUACUUUUUGACAGCAACAACACCUUAUUGUAUUUAAAUUAUUUGCAUUUAAGUUAAAUCAAUAUCAACUUUGGAUUAAAAAAACAAAUAAAAUAUGCAAUGAAACGAUUUGGUUGGGCCUGUUAAUGAAGAUUCAGGGUUCAAGGAACUAAAAUGUGACAUGUUAACAACAGUGUCUGGGCCUUUGCAUCUGUGAAUGCUUUGGGCUGCCGCUCUGAGGCUUGCGCAGGACGGGCCCCUGACCUGGGGAGAUGAGGGUCCCAGCAACACAAAUGAUGAAAGGUCUAGAGAACAUG